Molecule: messenger RNA, 2314 nt
Organism: Cydia amplana
Lineage: Eukaryota; Metazoa; Arthropoda; Insecta; Lepidoptera; Tortricidae
Exons: 3
Coding region: 560-2314 (584 amino acids)
Cellular component (GO): nucleus
Molecular function (GO): DNA binding
Source: RefSeq, a predicted model, not a curated record
GGAAGAAAGAAGUAAAAAAAAAAUUAUUUCAGUACUCACCCCACAAAGUCGGCUUGGCGUUAGAAGCAAUUAGAAAUGGCAUGAAGGUUUCUACUGCCAGCAAAAACUAUAAUGUACCUCGAACAACCUUGAGACAUAAGCUUUCUGGACAUGCACCUGAAACUUCUGGACAUGUAGGACCUCAAGCAGUUCUUGGCGAGCAAAUUGAAACUGAUCUCGUUGCAUGGAUCAAAGAGUGUGCUCGUCUUGGGUUUCCAAUCGAUAAAGAAGGACUAUUGGACUCUGUGAAAAAAAUUAAAAAAUUAGAAACUGGUACCAAGAAGUUUCUACACUGUUGGGUUCAGAAAACCUGAAAAUUUUAGAAGAUCCGACGCGAGUGUGGAAUUGCGAUGAAACUUCUUUUUUUCUUGCACCAAAAGGAGCUUUAGUGCUAGCUGAGAAAGGAAAACAUGUCUAUGACACGUCAAAUAACAGUGACAAAGAAAAUAUCACAACUCUGUUUACAGUCAAUGCAGUUGGUGAGUAUGCACCUCCACUGACAGUUUAUAAAUACAAACGGAUGAACAGUGAAGUAGUACAAAAUGCACCAGAGGGAUGGGGACUGGGCAAAACCGACAAGGGUUGGAUGACAGGAGAGGCAUUCUAUGAAUACAUUGGAAAUGUAUUUAUUCCUUACCUCAAAGAGAAAGAAAUAGCUUUACCUGUCAUCUUGUUUUUAGAUGGGCAUAAGUCACAUCUUACAAUGCAUCUGAGUACAUUAUGUCGUGAAAAUGGAAUCAUCGUCGUGGCACUCGUCCCAAAUACAACACAUAUGAUGCAGCCGCUGGAUGUUGCGGUUUUUUUCCCCUUAAAACAAAAAUGGCGUAAACUUGUGAAGAAAUGGCGAAUUGAAAAUGAUGGAAAAGAUAUCACCAAAUUUAACCUUCCUACAGCUCUUCACAGUUUACUAGUCAAUAAUGAAGCUUUUGCAAACAAUGUAAGAGCGGGAUUUAGUACCUGUGGGCUGUAUCCAUUUGGUGCUGACUUUGUGAAUUACAAGAGAGUUGUUCAAUCAACCAGCAACACUAACGUUAAAUAUGACGCUGUACCGAAGUCUGUCAUUUCUGAGUCAAGCUAUCUUACAUACCUUGAAAGUAAAAUAGACCCUAGCUUGCUAAAGGACUUUUACUUAACGUGUGAAUCGGGCACUGACUGGGAAGGCAAAAAGGAGGCAAUAAUGCUUUAUGAUACUUGGCUGGCUUUCAAAAAUGAUACUACUAACCAUGCAGUUGCAGCUGUAUCUAAAGACAUCAAUGAUUCCCCUCUUUUUGACCUUUGCGGCAUAAAUGAUAUAGCUAACGAGAUGCAUACCCCUAACAAAGAAAUCUCAGCAAAAGAUCCAUCAACCAACAACGCAGUUCAGUCCAAUGGCAUAGAAAAUCCAGGCCUACCUGCGUCGUUUCUUAUAAAUGGCGACAAAAACAAUUCCGACACAGAGCUAUCCCUUAAUCCCGCCCACCCAUCUGCCUCAGCUUUUACUGCCUUAAACAAAAAUGAUGUCACGCGACAAAUGGAUACGCCAAAAAAUUACAAUAAUAUCAAUGAGCCGUCAACUAGUCAUGAAUCUUUAUCUAAAGAUAUUGAAGAUUGCCUACCAACAUCCUUUCUUGAAACCGAUGAAAAAGAUGGCUUCGCUCGACAAAUGCAUACGCCAAACAAGAAUAAUUCCAAUACAGCCUCAUCAUCUCCCGAUGCUACCUCCAAUGUUGUUGAAAGUGUUGCAACCCCCAACUGUACGGAACAGGCCGGUUCCACCAAAGAGUCUACCAAAGAUAAAAUAGUCGCCAGCUCGUAUACAGUAUUCGAGUGCUAUCGCAACCAAAUGGCAAUCAGCGAAAAUCCCCGGGGGAUGGAAGGCCAGCGGUGGACACCCCCGGAUUCUUAUGCAGGCGCUGUAUGGUUAGGCAGCCGGACGAGGCCGGCCGAAGGCUAUCGGGGCUGCCGCUGCCACUCCCGCGGGACAUGCCGCGGGCACUCCCGCCGCUCCGACUCCCCCGGGGGAUGGAAGGCCAGCGGUGGACACCCCGGAUCCUUAUGCAGGCGCUGUAUGGUUAGGCAGCCGGACGAGGCCGGCCGAAGGCUAUCGGGGCUGCCGCUGCCACUCCCGCCGCUCCGACUCCCCCGGGGGAUAGAAGGCCAGCGGUGGGCACCCCCGGAUCCUUAUGCAGGCGCUGUCUACAGACCGGGCGAUCGCGAGCCGGGAGCUGCCGAAUAUCGCGGCGGCGGCGGACGCGGUCGCUUGCGGUUGGUGGAGUGGUCGCAGCCGGUCCGCUAA